UCGACCCCCACCUCGCACCGCCAGUGACAGAGGCUAGGCACUCGCGCUUGAUCGUUGCCAUGCUCGUCCAGCCCUCUGCCAAUGGCGAGCCAUGCCGCCCCAGUAGUUCCCCACGCCCCUCUUCUGCAGCGUUGCGCCCGAGCUCCUUCCUCGCGGCAUCGCCACCGCAACCUGCAGGCACUCGAGCAAGAUCCCCCGACGUUGCCCACACCCGCUCCCCUUGCCAUAAUCCGCCUCGCCAUCACCGUCGAACCGCGCGCCCUCGACCUCCCUGGCUUCACCGACCCCUUCCACGAGCUCCGCUACACCGAGACCGACGCCGCUGCUACCCAGUACAACUACGGUGUUGACAUCCCUCCUUCUCGACUGAGCUUCCAGGCAAGCCCCCCCCCCCUUGACCAACCGGAUAUUGCCUAUUCCUUCUCUCUACUUAUUGCAUUAGAGUAGUGUAGCAUAUUACUGCUUUCGGUUAAUCCUAUUCUGCUGCAUAGCCUGACAUUGUUGCUACAGUUGUUACCCUUACCUGCAAUCCUAAAUGCUUAGUAUAGGAUGCUAGU
Molecule: messenger RNA, 557 nt
Organism: Triticum urartu
Lineage: Eukaryota; Viridiplantae; Streptophyta; Magnoliopsida; Poales; Poaceae
Source: RefSeq, a predicted model, not a curated record